ACCUCCUAGUGAGGCCAUACUGUACUACCCCUGGGAACUUUCUCAGAUGGCCUACGUGUUUAAGCGAGGUAGACGCAAGGAACGCGUUCAGUUUGACAAGAUCACAGCUCGGAUAGCCAAGCUCUGCUAUGGUCUCGACAAGGAUCAUGUAGAUCCGAUUGGCGUUGCCCAGAAGGUCAUCGCCGGUGUAUACGCGGGUGUGACGACUGUUGAACUUGAUAACCUUGCUGCCGAGACUGCUGCCUACCUCACGACAAAACACCCCGAUUACGCCAUCCUCGCAGCCCGUAUCGCUGUAUCAAAUUUGCACAAGGAGACGAAGAAGAAUUUUUCCGCUGUCAUCAGCGACUUGUAUCACUAUGUGAAUCCCAAGAACGGCAAACCUGCUGGUUUGAUCUCCAAGGAGAUUUAUGAGGUCGUACAGGCGAAUGCCGAAGUGCUUGAUUCGGCUAUCAUUUACGACCGUGACUUCAACUACAACUUCUUCGGAUUCAAGACGCUCGAGCGUUCCUAUCUGUUGAAGCUCAAUGGUCGUGUCGCCGAGCGACCACAGCACCUCCUCAUGCGUGUCGCUGUCGGUAUUCACGGUGCCGACAUCGAGCGCGCCCUCCAGACCUACAAUCUUAUGUCUGAGCGUUAUUUCACUCACGCAUCUCCUACACUCUUCAAUGCGGGUACCCCUAACCCCCAGAUGAGCUCAUGCUUCCUCGUGUGCAUGAAGGACGACUCCAUCGAGGGAAUCUACUCAACCCUCAAGGACUGUGCAAUGAUCAGCAAGACGGCUGGCGGAAUCGGUCUCAACAUUCACAACAUUCGCGCAACUGGUUCUUACAUCGCGGGCACAAAUGGCUACUCGAAUGGUAUCGUCCCUAUGCUCCGGGUCUACGAUGCUACUGCGCGUUACGUCGACCAAGGCGGAAACAAGCGGCCUGGUGCCUUUGCGAUCUAUCUGGAGCCCUGGCACGCAGACGUAUUUGAGUUCCUGGACCUCCGCAAGAACCAUGGCAAGGAAGAAGUUCGCGCACGUGACCUCUUCUACGCCCUCUGGACUCCCGACCUCUUCAUGAAGCGUGUCGAGUCUGGCGGCAAGUGGUCACUGUUCUGUCCUAGCGAGGCGCCUGGUCUCCAUGAGGUCUGGGGUGAGGAGUUUGAGGCGUUGUACGAGCAGUACGAGCGUGAGGGUCGCGCCAGGAAGACGAUCGACGCUCAGAAGCUGUGGUAUGCUAUCCUAGAGUCUCAAAUCGAGACUGGUGGUCCUUUCAUGCUCUACAAGGACGCCGCCAACCGGAAAUCAAACCAACAAAACCUCGGCACGAUCAAGUCGUCCAACUUGUGCACGGAGAUCAUUGAGUACUCUGCGCCCGAUGAGACUGCUGUUUGCAACCUUGCGUCUAUCGCCCUCCCUUCCUUCAUCGAGAACGGGAAGUACAACUUCCAGAAGCUUCAUGACGUCGCCAAGGUCGUCGCCUUCAACCUGAACCGCAUCAUUGAUGUCAAUUACUACCCUAUUCCCGAGGCGCGUCGCUCGAACAUGCGCCACCGCCCCAUCGGCAUCGGCGUGCAGGGGCUUGCGGACGCUUUCAUGGCGCUUCGUAUGCCGUUCGACUCUGUUGAGGCGCGCCUACUCAACCUUCAGAUUGCCGAGACCAUCUACCACGCUGCUGUCGAGGCAAGUUGCGAGAUGGCGCAGAAGGACGGCCCCUAUGAGACGUACCAGGGCAGCCCCGCGUCGCAGGGCAAGCUCCAGUAUGACUUGUGGGGCGUCACCCCGACCGACCUCUGGGACUGGGCGAGCCUCAAGGCGAAAGUCGCGCAGCACGGUCUCCGCAACUCCCUACUCAUCGCCCCCAUGCCCACCGCCUCGACGUCGCAGAUCCUCGGUAACAACGAGUGCUUCGAGCCCUACACGAGCAACAUCUACACUCGCCGUGUCCUCGCCGGCGAAUUCCAGGUCGUGUGCCCGUGGCUGCUCCGCGAGCUGGUCGAGCUGGGCCUCUGGAACGACGACAUGAAGAACAUGAUUAUCGCGAACAACGGCUCGGUGCAGAACAUCGACAUCAUCCCCGAGGACGUCAAGGCGAUCUACAAGACGGUCUGGGAGAUCUCGCAGAAGAAGGUCCUCGACCUCGCGGCGGACCGCGGCGCGUUCAUCUGCCAGUCGCAGUCGCUCAACGUCCACCUCCAGUCGCCGACGAACGGGCAGCUGACGAGUAUGCACUUCUACGGCUGGAAGAAGGGCCUCAAGACAGGCAUGUAUUACCUGCGCACGCGCCCCGCAGCGCAGGCGAUCAAGUUCACCGUGGACAGCUCGUACCUCAAGAACGCGGCGAAGAAGACGCAGGCGAAGGCGAACGGUGUCAACGGUGCCGCUACGCCUGUUGCGCCUGCCACGCCAAUCAAGGUCAAGGAGGAGUCUGUAACUCCUUCGCUGGCCACCCCUGUCACGAACGGCAAGGUCAACGGCGUCGACGGCAUCAAUGGCGUCAACGGUACUAAUGGUGUCGACUCUUCCGACUCUGCUUCACCUUCUCCUACUGUCUCCGCCGUCAACGACGCUGCUCUGGUAUCGGCAGCCGGCCAGCUCUCGCUUGACGAGCGUACACAGAAGGCGGCGGAGGCGGAUCCAGAGUUCGCUGCUGCUCUUCAACGUCAGCGUGAUCGCGAGCUUGAGCAGGCAAAGCUCAUGUGCUCGAUUGAGAAUAAGGAGGCGUGCCUGAUGUGCUCCGGCUGAGUGCGUCUUGUCUCUCGGUUGGGGUACUUUGGUGUAAGUUGGGACGGACUCGCAGCUGUGUAUCGUUUUUCAUCGCAUGUUUUCCUCUGUAUAUCUGGCUACCUUGUCUAUGGCUGUCUGACUUGCCACAUAUGCAUAGCAUCCUGUUCCAGUUGUAGCUGUAUGAAACGCAUAACCCCUUAAUAGACCUCAUUACCU
Messenger RNA from Dichomitus squalens LYAD-421 SS1, 2929 nucleotides. RefSeq names its product ribonucleotide reductase alpha subunit. Gene Ontology annotation, cellular component: ribonucleoside-diphosphate reductase complex. Gene Ontology annotation, biological process: deoxyribonucleotide biosynthetic process; DNA replication. The transcript is spliced from 9 exons. The record is from RefSeq and is a predicted model, not a curated record. The coding region runs from base 47 to 2731 and encodes 894 amino acids. Gene Ontology annotation, molecular function: ATP binding; ribonucleoside-diphosphate reductase activity, thioredoxin disulfide as acceptor. Lineage: Eukaryota; Fungi; Basidiomycota; Agaricomycetes; Polyporales; Polyporaceae.